This is a messenger RNA of Myripristis murdjan (pinecone soldierfish), 3505 nucleotides long. It is a transcript of the gene slc9a2, whose product is annotated as solute carrier family 9 member 2. Gene Ontology annotation, biological process: sodium ion import across plasma membrane; proton transmembrane transport; potassium ion transmembrane transport. The transcript has 13 exons. Gene Ontology annotation, cellular component: plasma membrane. Gene Ontology annotation, molecular function: sodium:proton antiporter activity; potassium:proton antiporter activity. The record is from RefSeq and is a predicted model, not a curated record. The coding region runs from base 336 to 2789 and encodes 817 amino acids. Lineage: Eukaryota; Metazoa; Chordata; Actinopteri; Holocentriformes; Holocentridae.
GCCGCUAUCGGAACACGAGGACGCGCCGCAGGUAGACCACAGGUGUGUUGUCACGCAGUUUGAAGGAGACUCACACAGCCUGCAACUGAGAGAGAGAGAGAGAGAGCGCUGAGGGAAAUAUUAUUUGGACACUACUCUGAGAUUUUUUACAGUGAAGAUGACUGACUGAGGACAAGAGUUGGAGGUUAAAUUUGCCAACUUUGAGAGGCAGGCGUCUCUCACGGGUCAAGGGACUUUCCUCCGUGUGACUCUGAAGUUGGAUGGAGUGACUGAAUCUCAACGACCUGGAUAAUCACUUUGGAUUGUAGAGUAAGGCCUCUGGGUUUUUGUCCACCAUGGAAUAUUUUAGCAAUAUUAAAUGGAGGGCGAUUUCACUCACAUUUUGCAUAGUUUUAAGUUUUCCACAUGGCUCCAGUGGCGAGAUCCCACCGAAACCAACAGGCAGCGUCACUGUUCUGCCCCCGAUCAAACCCAAUGAUGGCCCUCAAGCCUUUCCCGAUGCCGAGAAGGAAAAUUUGCCAGUUUUCACAAUGGAUUACCCAAGAAUUCAGAUACCCUUUGAGAUCACUCUUUGGGUGCUGCUUGCCUCAUUUGCCAAGAUUGGGUUCCAUGUGUAUCACAAGAUCACAGUGUGGGUGCCGGAGUCAUGCCUUCUGAUCAGCAUUGGCUUGAUUGUGGGUGCCAUCAUGCACUCUGUCCACGAGGAGCCCCCUGCUGUGCUCACAUCCAAUGUUUUCUUCCUGUACAUGCUGCCCCCCAUCGUCCUGGACUCGGGCUACUUCAUGCCCAUCAGGCCCUUCUUUGAGAACGUUGGCACGGUGCUUUGGUUUGCAGUGGUGGGGACUCUGUGGAACAGCAUUGGCAUAGGCAUGUCUCUGUUCGCCAUAUGCCAAAUUGAGGCUUUCGGCGUGCAGGACAUCAACCUCCAGGAGAACCUGCUGUUUGCCACCAUCAUCUCGGCCGUCGACCCUGUGGCUGUGCUGAGUGUGUUCGAGGAUGUGUCUGUCAACGAGCAGCUCUACAUCGUGGUGUUUGGCGAAUGCCUCUUCAAUGAUGCUGUCACUGUGGUGUUGUACAACAUGUUCAACUUUGUGGCGGAGAUGCCGGUGGUGGAGCCGGUGGACGUGUUCCUGGGGGUGGCGCGGUUCUUUGUGGUCGGGCUCGGAGGCAUGGGCUUCGGCGUGCUGUUUGGCUUCGCCGCCGCCUUCACCACCCGGUUCACGGCCAACGUCCGAGAAAUAGAACCGCUCUUCAUUUUCAUGUACAGCUACCUGGCCUAUCUGGUGGCUGAGCUCUUCGCCAUCUCAUCCAUCAUGGCCAUCGUGACGUGUGCCCUCACCAUGAAGUACUAUGUGGAAGAGAACGUGUCCCAGCGUUCCUGCACCACCAUCCGCCAUGUCAUCAAGAUGCUGGGCUCCAUCUCUGAGACCCUUAUCUUCUUCUUCCUGGGUGUGGUCACCAUAACAACCGAGCACGAGUGGAACUGGGGAUACAUCCUGUUCACACUGCUGUUUGCCUUCGUAUGGAGAGGUUUGGGUGUGUUGGUGCUGACUCAGAUCAUUAACCCUUUCCGUACCAUCCCAUUUAACUUGAAAGACCAGUUUGGCCUGGGCUAUGGUGGCCUUAGAGGUGCAAUUUCUUUUGCCCUGGCCUUCACUCUCCCUGACAACAUCGGACGCAGGCAACUCUUCAUCACCGCCACCAUUGCCAUUAUCAUCUUCACUGUUUUUAUUCAGGGCAUCUCCAUCCGACCUCUGAUUGAGUUCAUCAACGUCCGCAGAACCAACCGCAACCUUGGCACCAUCAACGUAGAGGUUCACUGCAGGCUGAUGGAGCAUACCAUCGCCGGCAUAGAGGAUCUCUGCGGACAGUGGAGCCACUACUACUGGAAGGACAAAUUCCUGAAGUUUAACAACAGAGUCCUGCGUAAGAUCCUGAUCCGAGACAACCGGGCCGAGUCAAGCAUUGUGGCGCUGUAUAAGAAACUGGAGCUGCAGAACGCCAUGGAGAUCCUGGACACCGUGUCUGGAGACAUCAGCGCUGCCCCAUCCAUCGUCUCUCUGUAUGAGGAAAAGAAGAGCUCAGCUAAACCUAAGAAGAAGUUCAUGGCUGCUGACCUGAGGAACAUGCAUGAUCUCCUGUCCAAGAACAUGUACAAGAUCAGACAGCGGACGGUGGCAUACACCAGAAAGCAUGCCCUGCCCAACGAGAGCCAGACCAAAGAGAUUCUGAUGAGACGUCAUGCCAGCAUCCGCCGCAGCCUCCGGCCUGGCAGCUUUCAGAGUUCGGUGGUGCCCAAAUCCCAUAAGUACUUCUCUCUCCCUGCCGGGAAGAGUCUGGACUCGAAAUUCCCUCCUGGGAGGCUGAGCCAUGCAGAUGAUGAGGAAACCAUGUCAGAGAUGGCCUACCCCUCUCGACGCUCAAGAUUUAGCCAGCCAGGACGUUCCUCUUCCAGAGCCAUGCUGCCCCUCAACAGGCUGGAGACCCUAACUGAGGCGCCCUCCGUCAACAUGAUGGAUGAGAGCAGCAGGGAGAGAGGGAGAACAGGGCACGGCAUGUCCAGAAUGAACUCCUCCGUCAGUGAUUCCCGUGUCCCUACCCCUCGCCGCCACUUGGACUCUCACACCAACGGCUCCUCAGGUGACCACAGAAACGAGCAUCAUGAAGCAGAGGAGGAGCAGCCUUCAUCUCCACCUCCAGCCUGGGCUGCUGAACCCAGAGACAGUGACAAUAAUGGAGCACGAAACCCUCUGCUCCGGCGGCCUCAGUGGAACCCAAAGAAGCCAUGAAAAGUCCGCCGAGCUCUGGGCUUUGAGCAGCAGCCGGACUGCUGUGGACUGUGUCUCAGGUUCUCCAGCAGCACCAGGAUCUCUGCAUCUAACAGUCGACUCAACCCACAGUAGCGCUCCAUCGGAGUCCGUGCAUUUCUUAUGAGAAGUGAGCCACACUGAGACUUAUUAUUACAAUGCCACUGGCAAGCGCACAUCAGCCAGUGGACGGUGGUACUGAAGAGUAGCUGCCCGCGGCGUGAACGUUGAAUAACUUAAAACUGAGUGGUGUCAAACACAUCAAGAGCACAAUGCACUAUAGUGAGGAAACUGUAUAUUAACGUUUCUGUAGUGAAUCAUUCUCAAAAGACAAAAGUUGGUUUUACUCUCCAAUUUUCUUUGUGUAGUUACUUUACAUUUUAACCAACUGGACAUUUUAAGCCAUAUAUUUUAAGCCAUUUAAAUAUUAACUGAUUACGUCCUCAUCCUUCCAUCUAGUCUAAAUAUUGUGAUUUUGUGUUUUUAUUGCCUCUUGUGUGUCAGUUUUAUGACGGAGGAUAUGCAUUCUGUAAAUAGUCCAUUUUAGUGUAACUUGUGGAAAUGUUAAAGGACUCCAGGAGGCCUGUAUGUCUGUUACACUCAUGGACCUCACAAACUAGGCCCAAGGAGUUAUUUUUAUCUUUGUGUAAUAAAAUUUUCUCAUCGUCUAAAGCCAUCAAGAUUAGCCAUAAUUAUUA